UGCUAUGAAAAACCACUUCUUCUUUAUUGUUUUUCCCUCUCUCUCUUUCUCUCCCUUUCUCUAAAAUUUCCUCUAGAAUUCUAGCCUUUCUUCCCUGCUAGAACAGGGAAGAAAGCAAACAGAGCAAGAAGGAAGACAGACCCCUUUGCAGAAUUGGUCAUUAGGAAUAGACCUAAAAGAGGAGGGGACAAUUCGGAAACGAACUACCUAAGAAUAAGGAACUCUUUCUGAGAAACAUGCCCCAGCUUCAUCUCUUCUUCAUGGUCUACCUUGCUUCUUUCCAUUUCUCUCUCCCCUUCCACAACAGCGCAUGCGACACAUAUCCCAGACAUGAAUGCAAGGAUCAUGUUAACUUCAUACCAGGCCAUAAUUUCAUCGGGGAGGGAGUUGAUAUCACCACUCUGGAGAGGAAAGCAGCUUACGUGGUGGACAUCAGCAAGUGGCAGGGACCCAAUGGGACAUGUACCCUAUGUCGGAAUGAUAACAUGGGUGAGCAGCUGCAGAGACUCCCCCUGGUUGGGGUGGACUGGCGGCAGAAAGAAAUCUGCCACCAACAAACAAGCAGCUUUGUAGAUGAGUUAGACAUAGAUGUGGCCAAUGCUGUAGCCAAAGACGUGACGAAUGACUGGAAAACAGAGUUGGCCGAGGAUUUGAUGACGGAGGACCAGGGGUUCUCCAAAGCUCAGGUGGCUUUUGCUGGCUCUCGCUCCAAAAUGGCCAUUUUUGCAUAUCAGAAAACCCGCGAAGACAGAUACAGCUUUCUGAGGAACGAGAUCGAAUGCAAACAUUACAGUUUGGGCCUUCAGACAGAUCCUCUGCUGUCCUUCCAUUUUGCUCGGGCCGUUGGCAAGUUGCCUCCCAACCACGACCCUGAGGAAUACCAGCAUUUCAUCAACAAGUUUGGCACCCAUUAUAUCAACAAGGUGAAUCUGGGUGGGCGAGUUCGUUACUUGGUGGCUUUGAAAACUUGCAUCAUGACCUUAAUGGGGUUCACAGCUGAGAAAGUCAAGCUCUGUUUAGAUUUGAAAACAAAUCUGAAACAUAUGGGGUUUGGGGGAUCUAUUUCCUUGCGUUCCAAAUGUGCCAAACUCCAGUUUGGGAAAUCUAAAUUCAGGUUCCAUGACCUUUACAUGGACCAGGACACAGAGGUGGUUGGCGGUCACAAAAACAUGGUCUUCUCGGAAAGCAGAGACAUGCACCAUCUCGCAGAAUGGAUGGAUAGCACCAAAAGGACACCUGGGUUGGUGUCUUAUUCCCUUUUAUCUCUACACACCUUGUUGAACAAAACAGAUCCCAGGAGGAAUUUUUUAAAGCAAGCCAUUGUGAGCUACAUCAAACAAAGAGCCCUAAGGAGAGACUGUCGCCAAAGCUGUCCUGAGAACUUCAACAGCUUGGUCCACAAGUGCACUUGCAUGUGUAUACCCAACGGUGUCAUCAAUGACAAAUGUUGUGGCACCGAGCAGGGCAGGGCUUACCUCAAGUUCCACGUGCACAGCGGAUCUGGUCUUUGGGGUGACUACUUUUCCUCCACCGAUGCCUACGUCAAAAUUUUUUUCCAAAACCAGGAAAGGCGUACUAGGGUGAUCGGUGGGAACGACAAUCCUCAGUGGUCAGAAAUUCUGAACUUUGGGGCUGUCACACUGGAUGGCAAUGACAAGUUUGUGAUGGAGGUUUGGGACAGCGAAGUCUGGCAUGAUGAGCUCUUAGACCAAUGUCAAGGGAGGCUGAGGUCAGGCUUUAGUGGCUGGCUCAGAUGCUACCUCCAACAUGGAUACGUUUGGUUCAAUUACAUGUUGACAUGUGCCCCCACUCUGACCGGCUCCAGCUGCCAUGACUAUGUCCCUUUGCAUCUGCCAACCUCCUAUUUCAAUGACACUAAUCCCAACUGGGAAACUUCAUGGUCACACAAAUUUCGUACCUAGGUACUCAUCCUGAUAAAUUAAGGCAUUAUUCAGAAUUGGAAGGGAUCUAAUAUACAACAACCGAGAAAGAGUUAUUGAACAGAUAAUUCCUAUAAAAUGUAGUCCUCAAUUUACAGCCACAAUUGAGCCUAACAUUUAUGCUGUUAAGUGAGACAAUUGCUAGGUGAAUUUUUGCCCCAUUUUGCGCCUUUG
Notechis scutatus (mainland tiger snake) is the source of this 2114-nucleotide messenger RNA. RefSeq names its product perforin-1-like. Gene Ontology annotation, molecular function: wide pore channel activity. The record is from RefSeq and is a predicted model, not a curated record. Gene Ontology annotation, cellular component: membrane. Gene Ontology annotation, biological process: T cell mediated cytotoxicity; defense response to virus; immunological synapse formation. Lineage: Eukaryota; Metazoa; Chordata; Lepidosauria; Squamata; Elapidae.